AUGUCAACAGGUACAGCCAUCGGCAUUGACUUAGGAACGUCCUUCUCGUGCGUCGGUGUGUUCAAGCACGACAGGGUGGAAAUCGUAGCCAACGAUCAGGAUCACCGCACAACGCCCACUUGUGUGGCCUUUACAGAUAAGGAGCCGUCUGAUUGGGCGCACUUUCGACGACGAGGCAGUGCAGGAUGA
This is a messenger RNA of Echinococcus granulosus, 189 nucleotides long. Its product is annotated as Heat shock cognate protein. Gene Ontology annotation, molecular function: misfolded protein binding; ATP hydrolysis activity; heat shock protein binding. Gene Ontology annotation, biological process: cellular response to unfolded protein; protein refolding. The coding region runs from base 1 to 189 and encodes 62 amino acids. The transcript has 2 exons. The record is from RefSeq and is a predicted model, not a curated record. NCBI's taxonomy places the organism in Eukaryota, Metazoa, Platyhelminthes, Cestoda, Cyclophyllidea, Taeniidae. Gene Ontology annotation, cellular component: cytoplasm.